Lontra canadensis (Northern American river otter) is the source of this 3862-nucleotide messenger RNA. It is a transcript of the gene FGF1, whose product is annotated as fibroblast growth factor 1. Gene Ontology annotation, molecular function: growth factor activity; fibroblast growth factor receptor binding. The record is from RefSeq and is a predicted model, not a curated record. The transcript is spliced from 4 exons. Gene Ontology annotation, cellular component: cytoplasm. Gene Ontology annotation, biological process: fibroblast growth factor receptor signaling pathway; positive regulation of gene expression; positive regulation of cell population proliferation. Lineage: Eukaryota; Metazoa; Chordata; Mammalia; Carnivora; Mustelidae. The coding region runs from base 253 to 717 and encodes 154 amino acids.
UAGUGCUAGAAGCCUCUGCAGGAAUGUAGCUCUCCUGGGGCACAGCCUGGGCCUCCAUGGCCCACUUUCAAGAUCCAGAAUAGACUCUGACAUGUGAAACAAGCUCCACGGGGUUUACAAUCCUCCUUCAUAUCCAAGCACCUUAAACACAAAACUUCACACCAGGAUUGCUAACCAUUCUUCCAGAGAUGCCUGGAGAUCAUCUGUCUGGCAGAAAUCCUUGAAAGCACCAUAACGAGCAGCUGCUGAGCCAUGGCUGAAGGGGAAAUCACAACCUUCACCGCCCUAAUGGAGAAGUUUAAUCUGCCUGCGGGGAAUUACAAGAAGCCCAAACUCCUCUACUGUAGCAACGGGGGCCACUUCCUGAGGAUCCUUCCAGAUGGCACAGUGGACGGCACAAGGGACAGGAGCGACCUGCACAUUCAGCUGCAGCUCCGUGCGGAAAGCGUGGGGGAGGUGUACAUAAAGAGUACCGAGACUGGCCAGUACUUGGCCAUGGACACCGAUGGGCUUUUGUACGGCUCAACACCAAAUGAGGAAUGUCUGUUCCUGGAAAGGCUGGAAGAAAACCAUUACAACACCUAUACAUCCAAGAAGCACGCCGAAAAGAAUUGGUUUGUAGGUCUCAAGAAGAAUGGAAGCUGCAAACGCGGUCCUCGGACUCACUAUGGCCAGAAAGCAAUUCUGUUUCUCCCCCUGCCAGUCUCCUCUGAUUAAAGAAAUCUCUUCUGGGUGCCGACCACUCCAGAGGAGGCUGAGGGGAUCCUCACCCAACUGACCCCAGAUUGCUCCCUUGACCAUGGCUGCAUUAACCCCUGGCCCACAGAGCCUGACUCUGUAAGCAAUGCGCUUCUAAAUGCCCCAUUCACUUUUUUUGCAGAGCCUCUUAGCCCAGCACAGUUUGGAGCAGAGGGAACAAAUUGCUUCUAGGGGCCAACUGGCUGGUCAGUCUGGGUGUGUGGAUGUCCAGUUGCCUCCGGGCACCUGCUAUAGGCUGAGCCUCUCAAAGCAAAGGUGUGGCCAAAUGAAGUGUGUUCAGGGGCCUGCCAUGUGGGUCAUUAGUAACUGCAUACAAUUCCCUCUACUGAGUAAACUCUGUUGGUGAUUCCCCCAAACAUCUCGCAUGAUGCCCUUUCGUCCUUUCAGUUCCCCACAUAUAUUAACAGAGAAGUUUAUGACUAGGUUAGGGGAAGGCAGUGUUCCAUGAGUGGAAACUGGGACAAAGAAAUCAACCCCCCGCCCCAAAGAGAAGGGACUAAAAUGGCAAAUGGAGAUUGGGUUCUGGUGGACAGCUUAGGAGGAUGGGCUCUCAAUGCAGAAUUAACAAAGAAUGGGAGGCUUAGUCGCAAGAAAGCAGAAUGCAUCCAUAGCUUUGGAAGUCCUUACGAUGCCUUGACUUUCCCAAGAUUAUUUGGGAGCAGGAAGCCCCAGGAUGAUGUCAGAUGGGCAGCAUAAGAAGUGGGCUCUUGAUAAAAGCAAAAACAUCCAAUGUUGGUAAAUUCAUUUGGGUCUGGAGUGUGGGAGUGCUGAGAAAGAAAGGAAAUGUGGGCUGAGGGGAUGCUUUCCUAGAAAGAGGUAGAUUCCAGAAGUGAGGAGGAAAGAGAGACGGACACCAUGACUUGUGCCCAGUCCCCAGAGAACAGAGGAACUGGGGUCCCAGGCAAGACUUAAAAAUCACAAGCAGACUGAGAUCGAGUGUAGAUUCUGGGGCAGUGGGUCUGGGGUGCAGUCUGUAUUUCUAACAUGCCCUGGGGGCUGCAGGGGCUGCUGCCCUCUCCCCCACCCCCACUUUAUGUAGCAAAGUGCUGAAGCAAAGGAACGUGGCUCAAGCCCCCUGACCCUCUCUUGCCUCCCCCUUAGAAACAUACACACCCCGAGACUUCCUGAGCGUUUAGGCAGCGUCAGCAGCAGUGACGCUGAUGUGACGGAUCAUGGAUUUAAGGCGCUUUGGCCCAGUGGCUAUAAAAUACCCAUUUAGAAGAGAUCCAAAAGCAUACUUCAAAAAUGUUAAACCCUCACCAACAGCUUUUCUCAAGAGACCAUUUGUGUUACGAUUACUUGUAUAAAUAUGCUUCCUGCUUAAGGUAAACUUGACCCAAGUGGCUAGCAAAUUAGAAACACCAUUCAUCUCUGACAUAUGAUACUGUUGCCAUGUAAAGGCCCUUAAUAAGCCAUUUACAUUUACUGUGAGAUUGUAUGUUUUAGUCACAUUUAAAAAUAUAGAGCUCAAAAGGCAGUUAACUGAUUGGCAUUCAGCCACUGAGAAUAAAAUAAUAGGCUAUGAUGUAUAAGUUCUUCAAUUAUCUACUACUUAUACUAUAUUUACCUAUAAAAAGAGAUUGUACUUCAUUUUCUAUUGUGCUAUUACCAAUUUUCCUUUGAAAGUGGGGACUCUGAAGCAAAGAUAUAACUGUGGAUAAAAACUGUUGAGAAUAUUAGCUCAUGGUGUAAGAAAUUGACAUGACUAAUGGAAAAAUAAUUCUUUACUAACUGAAUUGUCAUGUUUAUGAUGGGGGGAAGACAAUUUGUUAAAGUUCAAAGCAACAGUGCAACUGAGGAACUGAACUAAGUUCACACUAUGGUUCAUAAUAUCAUUCUGCAUUCAGAACUUUUUGUUUUUGUAACUUGGAUAAGACAAUUCUAUGUUAUUUUAGUAAAUCCUUACGGGCAAGAUGGGGAUCGUGCAGUGUGGUUUAACAUCUCCUUACUCUGAAGAUCUGGCAGAAAAGGGUACCGAGAGAGGAAAUCUAAGAUAUUUAUAAUGGUCCAUAAUUUUUAGUGUAUGAAUCAAAUUCAAAUAUAACACUGGCCAAGAAAAAUUAAAUGUUGCUAACAGAUGAGACAGAGGUCAGUGGUUUCAGAGAUCCAAAGCAGUUAGAAGAAACACUACGGUGGCCUCCACAACCUCCGCCCAGUCAUUAUUCAUGCAUUCAUUCAGUGAAUAUGUAUUUUGUGCCUACUCUGUGCCAGGCACUGUCCUGGGUACCGGGGCCCCUGGAAACCUUGUCUGUCUGGUUCACUGCUGUACUCUUUCCCAGGGCAUUAUAUUUAUGAUGAAAGACGCUGUGGAUUCAUUUACUUCAGUCAAGUGAAAACGCAGACUGUAUAGGUUCCCGCUGAACAAACAGCAAGUCCUAGAAACCCAGGUUCUGGAAGAAUUUGCAACACCCAGUGUAAGAUAAAUCCCUAUCAAGGUGUCAGAGGACAUGGUGAGGUAAACCUACUAUUUUCAACCGUAGAACCAUGUCGGCUUCAGGGGCACUGCUUUCAAAUUGGGAAAAGAGCCUGUCAGGUCUUGUUGGGGCGGCGGGGUGGUUGUCAGAUGCCCCGCCACAAGGAACAGGCUCUAGUUCCUUAAACAUGGAUGGAGCAUUGCUGUUGUGCUCUCUCUCUUCCUUGAGAAAGUCACGUAGCCAUCUGCUUGUCACAUGCCUCUCGUUUGGAUUCAUUCUCAGGCCAACUGUUAAGAAUUGCCUGAUAUUCUGUAUGACGCCUCAGGAGCAUUUAUGCUUUUGAUUGUUCCCAACAUGGAGGUGGUUAGUGAUCUGUUUCCUUGUGAGGGAUGAUAAUUAGAGCCUCCUCCAGCCAACAGUGUGGAAUUAUCAAAAACUGACUAGAACAUCAAGUGGUCCUAAAGAUCAAGGUCCUUGCUUUGUGUCAGAAGUGACAGAGCCCGACUCCUCAGCCUUGGGGAACGUACUGCCUAAACCAACCAAGACCAUGGGCUACAAAGCAGACCUCUGAUGAAGAAGACGUCUAUCAUUUUACAUCACUGUUGCUCUUUUUUUGGCACCUUACAGGUAUUAAUAAAUGUUCCACUAAAAGGUGAUAAUGUCUCUCUGAGUUUUAAAACAACACAGUC